Messenger RNA from Silurus meridionalis, 2343 nucleotides. It is a transcript of the gene cox10, whose product is annotated as protoheme IX farnesyltransferase, mitochondrial. Bases 106 to 1419 code for a protein of 437 amino acids. The record is from RefSeq and is a predicted model, not a curated record. Gene Ontology annotation, biological process: heme biosynthetic process. The transcript has 7 exons. Gene Ontology annotation, cellular component: mitochondrion; mitochondrial membrane. Gene Ontology annotation, molecular function: protoheme IX farnesyltransferase activity. Lineage: Eukaryota; Metazoa; Chordata; Actinopteri; Siluriformes; Siluridae.
GUUUUUAGUCACGUGACCGGAUGAGGCGGUCCUUCCGUUCCAAGAUGGCGGCGCGCAGCCUACCGUGAGGAGGACACCGGUGUAGCGGGUCUGAAGGCGAAAAACAUGUUUAAGACGCCGUGUGGCCGUGCAGCAGGUCUGAUUGGCGCCGGCGUGAACCCGACGCGUGUGAUCAACACCCCCAGAACUCAGAGGAGCAUCCGGACCCUAGUGCAGCUUUGCAGGAGCGACCCUGCGCAAUGGAUCACCUUCCAGCACCUGCGAUUCCUCAAACGACAGUAUGUGAAGGCGAGUGGGGUUCUGAGCCAGCGAACGCGGCCGAAGCAGGAGCCGGUGAGCUCUACGCUGGAAGAAAGAGAUGAUCCGGUUCUCGGGCAGAUUCAGGAGAUCGCACACGUUAAACCCGUACCCGCCGUAACAGCCACGAGGACCGGCGCCGAGCCCGAGGCAGUCAGACAGGCUCGGAUAGAGGCGCGGCAGUGGAAGGAACUGAGCGUUAACUUCUCGGAGUUACCAGGGAUCUACGCUCGGCUCUCUAAAAUCAAACUCACUGCGCUUGUGGUCACGACGGCGGCGGCGGGCUACGCCAUGGCUCCUGUGCCCUUUGACCCAAUCACCUUUACACUGGCCACAGUUGGAACAGGGCUCUCUUCAUGCAUGGCCAAUUCUAUUAACCAGUAUUUCGAGGUGCCCUUUGAUUCCAACAUGAACCGGACAAAAAACCGACCGUUAGUCCGAGGACAAAUAAGCCCCCUCCAUGCCGUAUCAUUCGCUCUGGCUUGCGGGAUCCCCGGCGUGACCUUGCUGACUCUGGCCGUGAACCCGCUGACAGGCUUCCUGGGGGCUCUGAACAUCUUCCUGUACACGUGCUGUUACACCCCACUGAAGCGUCUCAGCAUCAUCAACACAUGGGUGGGCUCGGUGGUGGGGGCGAUUCCUCCCAUCAUGGGCUGGACCGCUGCUACAGGCGCUCUUGAUCCAGGUGCUCUGCUCCUGGGCGCGUUCCUCUACUCGUGGCAGUUCCCUCACUUCAACGCUCUGAGCUGGAACCUGAGAGAGGACUACUCACGCGGCGGCUACCGCAUGAUGUCCGUCACGCACCCUGCACUGUGCAGACGCGUGGCCCUCCGUCACAGCGUCUCCCUGAUCGGCUUGUCCACGCUCGGCCCCGUGCUGGACGUCACCACCUGGACUUUCCCGCUCGUCUCUCUGCCCAUCAACCUGUACAUCAGCUACCUGGCCUUCCGAUUCUAUCAGCACGGAGAGCGCCAGAGCGCCCGCAAGCUCUUCUUCUGUAGCCUUUGGCACCUGCCCAUGCUCCUGCUGCUCGCCCUGACCUGCAAGAAACCACGCCCCGUGGAGGAGGCGGGGCCACCCGGGGCCACCGACACGGCUAUCGCGUUACACGCUUCCUCAUAAUGCUAAAACUUUUUAUUUCUUUCAAGAACGGCAGCUCUGGCCAGAAGAGUAACCACGUAAAAAGUCCAGUCGAUACGGUUGAGAACCACGAUGUUCCUGCACUCCCUCACGUCUGAAAAGUGUGUAAAUAUGUUAAUUAUUAAAAGCAAAUAAAAAAAGAAAUCCAUCCACGCGAUAGCAGAAGGCAGACUCGCUGCAUGAGUCAGGCUACGGUUCAAAUAUUUCGAGAAUUGGAUCCAGAGUUGGGUCUGGAGUGCUCCGGAGCAUGUAAUGUAGCACUCCGUGGAGUCGCAGCUCAGGUGCAAAGCCAAAAAUCUCUUCCCCUGGAGCUGGGAACAUUCUGCUAGCGCUGGUGCUGGUCUAGAAAACUCCAGACAUUAGAACCGAGACGUUCCUUUCCUUCAUUGCCAUGUGUUUGAGUUGAACUGAUAUAUAAUUGGAUAUGGGAACACAAUAUUCUCAUAGACGCUUCGCUGGUUGCUAGUAAACGGUCUUUAUUCUUCGGUGGCUUAUUGUUUUUAUCCAAAAAUAAUUCGUGAACCAAAUACUAAGGUUCAUGGCAUGUUUUAAUCACAAGGGUCUAUUUGCCAGACAAUACGCUAUCCACAAGUUUCAGAAUGCUCUGAUCUGAUUGGCUAUCCAUACUCCUUUUCAAAAAAGCACCAGAAGGGUUUUUUUUUCUUUUCUUAAUGAGAAGUUCUUAUGACUCUGGACCCGUAGUCCCUUCCUGAAGAACCAGAACUUACUCACGGGGUGGGAAAGGAUUCUUGAAGAACCAUGGCGUUGGCUUUCAGCCGUCCUCCAUACUGUAUACAACCUCUUGAUGUUGCCUAAUGUCUACAUCUGACCUCACUGUAUAAAUACAUCGGUUGUGUGAGCUGUUAGAGAACGUGUGUUCUUUCUAAUAAAUACAUUUGAAUCCUU